GCCAUCACGCAGCGUAGAGCGUGCGCGAGCAGGAAGCGAUGGCGGAGUGCGAGCGGCUUCAGCACCGAAUAAACACUCCCGCAUAAAGAGAGAGAUAGAGAGAGUGCUAGUGUGCGGGAGAGAGUGGUAAUGGAGAGUGUAUAACUGUGUGUAGGAGUGUGUGCGCGUGUAGCGGAGCUGCGUGAGUGUGUGUGUACGUUAGCGUGUUGUAUAGUACAGUGGGACUGCACUGUAUAUAAGUGUGUGUGUACGCACCCAGUUCAGUGUGUGUGUAGAAAAACUGCGUGUGCUAGUGAAAGUGCGUAACAGUAUGCGUACAUGUGCAACAGUGUGUGUAUGUGUGUAACAGUAUGUGUAAGUGUGUAACAGUGUUUGUAUGUGUGUAAGUGUGUAACAGUGUGUGGAUGUGUGUAAGUGUGUAACAGUGUGUGUGUGCGUUUAAGUGUGUAACAGUGUGUGUAUAUGUGUAAAACAGUAUAAGUGUGCAACACUGUGUAUGAGAUGUGCAGUGCAUGUCUGUAAGAUGAUAUGAGUCUAUGUAUGUAUGUGUAUAUGUAUGUGAUGUGUGUGUGCUUGAAUAAGUGUGUAUGAUGUGUGUUCUGUAUGGCUGUGGUAUGAUUUGAGUGUGUGUGUGUCGUCAUUAGUGUGUGUAUGAUGCGUGCUGUGCGUGGCAGUGGAAUGCGGUGCUCCGUGGGCUUCCUGCAGCGGCGCAGUCUGAUUGGCUGCGAGCUGCUGAAGGCGGAGUUUCAGCGCCGCAGACUAGACGGAUGCUGCAGCCUCUACAGGACGGACAUUCUGGGUCACUACGGCUGUGUAAACGCCAUCGAGUUCUCCAACAACGGCGGGCAGUGGCUGGUGUCUGGGGGAGAUGACCGGCGGGUGCUGCUGUGGCACAUGGAAAAGGCCAUCCGCUCCCGGGCCAAACCGGUCAAACUGAAAGGGGAGCACCUAUCCAACAUCUUCUGCUUGGCGUUUGACAGCACCAACACGCGUGUCUUCUCUGGAGGUAAUGAUGAACAGGUGAUCCUGCAUGAUGUGGAGCGUGGUGAGACACUGAACGUGUUUCUUCAUGAUGACGCUGUUUAUGGUCUGUCCGUCAGUCCGGUUAAUGAUAACGUGUUUGCCAGCUCCUCUGAUGACGGACGGGUUCUGAUCUGGGACACACGUGAACCACCACAUGGAGAGCCGUUCUGCCUGGCGAAUUAUCCGUCUGCAUUCCACAGUGUCAUGUUUAACCCUGUAGAGCCUCGCCUGCUGGCCACUGCCAACUCCAAGGAGGGGGUCGGUCUGUGGGACAUCCGAAAACCACGCAGUUCUCUUCUGCGGUACGGAGGCAGUUUGUCGCUGCAGAGUGCGAUGAGUGUGAGGUUUAACAGCGCGGGGACUCAGCUGCUCGCUCUGCGCCGCCGCCUCCCACCUGUCCUGUACGAGCUGCACUCGCGCCUGCCCAGCUUUCAGUUCGACAACCAGGGAUACUUCAACUCCUGCACUAUGAAGAGCUGCUGCUUUGCUGGGGACAGAGACCAGUAUAUCCUGUCUGGAUCGGAUGAUUUUAAUCUCUACAUGUGGAAAAUCCCCAAAGACCCAGAAGCAGGUGGUCCAGGUCGUGUGGUGAACGGAGCCUUCAUGGUCCUAAAGGGUCAUCGCUCUAUUGUAAAUCAGGUCCGCUUUAAUCCACACACCUACAUGAUCUGCUCCUCUGGGGUCGAGAAGGUCAUCAAGGUGUGGAGUCCGUACCAGCAGCCUGACAGUGUUGGUGAUCUGGAGGGCCGUGUUGAGGAUAAAUCCCGUUCCCUCUACACACACGAGGAAUAUAUCAGCCUGGUCCUGAACAGUGGCAGUGGCCUCUCGCACGACUACGUUAGCCAGUCCAUGCAGGAGGACCCCCGGAUGAUGGCCUUUUUCGACUCGCUCGUCCGCCGGGAGAUUGAGGGUUGGAGCUCCGACUCUGACAGUGACCUGAGCGAGGGCGCAAUACUGCAGCUGCAUGCUAGAGGGCGUCGUACUACUCGCACCAGCCGGGAUGGGGGAGACGCCACUCCCGGACCGCAGGUUAAUGCAGCUAGUGGUCGCCAUAGCGACUCUGACCACUCCUCCACAUCCUCAUCUUCUCUGGCUGGGCCUGACGUGUCUGGUAGCGAACAGCUGGACCCGGAUGGGCGGAGCUCACAGAGAAGGAGGGCCGCAGGGCCACGUGCCUCUGCAUUCCUAUUGGACCUAGUUAAUGAGGACUCAGACUCUAGCGGAUUUUGGCUUGACCCUAUGCCCCGCCCACGUUCACCCAGCCCACGUGAGCAAGUCUCAAGCUUGUCCAGCCACACCUCCUCUGUGGGUCAUGCUUCAACUUCAAGCUCUUCCCCCAGCUCCUCCUCCUCCAGCUCCUCCUCCAGCAGUGAGGGAGAGGAAGCGGAGCUGCGCCGAAGCAGCAUGCGCCAGCGCAACGCGGCCAGGCGGAGGCACCACUCGCAUUUAUCUGACAGAGACUCCUCACAAUCCUUGCAGGGUGCCACGGAUUACAGCAGCUACCCUAAGAUCUCCAUCCAUGACCCUUCGUCAUCAUCCUCUUCCUCAGGAGAAGAGGGACGGCCAGUCAGGAGCAGAGGCAAAGGUAAAGGGCAUGGUCUGAUUUCCAGCCCCACACCUUCUCCAGAGCAGUCAGGAAUCCAAGGCCGGUCAUCAUCUCCUGGUCACAUGGAGAGGGCAGAGUCAAGGAUGUGUUGGAGGGCGGAGCCAGGGGAGGAGCUAGAGGCAACAAAAAGCAGCGAAGAUGAUGCUAAUGAGGCUGGCAGCGAUAAAGAGAAAUUAGACUUAAUGCAAAGGGCUUCAGGCACUAAUGGCAGCACCUUUGCUUACAAUGAGAACCCUACAGACUCAACGCUCCCUGGAUGUUCUGGAGCGGGCACAGAGCCAGCAGGAACCAAGAGCCAGAAACGGACACGUUUGGGGCCCAGUAAGGAGGAGGACGAGGAGGAGAAUCCUCCUUCAGAGAAGAAGCUAAAGACAUGAUGAUUAUGAUGAUGUCAGCGGAAGCAGACCCUCUGAUUGGCUGAUGGAACUUUUGAGUGGUUUAUUGUUUGAUUUUCAGGCUUUUUGUUGCUGUGUUUUCCAGUGUUGGUUAUUAAGCUUAGUGAAGCUGGCAAGCUUACAAACUUUGUUGAAACUUGAGGGAGGUAGUGCUGAGCGGUCCUAUUGUUUUUCUCUGUUCCCUUUAAAAAGCACUCAGUUAGAAAAAUUAACAGGUGAAAUACCUUUAAGGGUAAACUGUGUGCAUAAAUCAGUGUUUAGGACGAACAUAUUCAGAGUGGUGUUUGAUGUGAAAAUGUUCUUAACCUUAGAAACUUUGGAGUUAUUUUUUCUUUAAAAUAUGGUAUUACAGUAUAUCAGGCUGACUUUCUGAGCUUUUUUUUAUUCAUUACCACUGUGAACAGUUCUGACUGGUUAAUCUUCUCUAGAAAGAGCAUUUCACACCAAAAUCACUCUGAAUGAGUUUGUUCACAUCUUUACUAUUUGAUCACAAGUUUAGUCACAAUUACUACACAAGUUUAAAUACCUUUCUUUUUAUCUAUUCGAUAGAACAAGACAUUAUCUGUUAAGGAAUAAGACUUUUUUUUGUUUUCUUCUUACACCAAUAAAAGUCUUUUCUAGUAAGAUUGUAAUCCACAUUUGAUUUGUUCAUAUCUUUGAAGACAUUUUAGCUUGAAUACAGUGGGGAAAAAUGCUGAACUGAAUGUAUGUGUAUCAUAAUUGUGCAUUAUUUCCUAAUGGAAUAAAAAUGAACACAAUUAUUGUCAAUUACAAUAAGAUGUUUAAUUCAUGUCGAAAUUAUGUACAUCUCUGAUGUGACUCAAUUCAGUGCAUUUUUUCCCUGUAUAAACACUAAAUCGAUGCAGCAGAAUCAGUUUUUUUUUUCAGACUAAUAUAAUAUUUUCGGUAAUAUUGUUAGCAACCCUUUUUCUCUUACUUUGUCUUUUUUUUCAUCCCCUCUGUCUCUCAGCUGCACACACUGGGUAGGGUUUUGUUGUGUUUGAGGGCUUUGACCAUGUUGGAACCCCAGCGAUGACACUAAAGAAAAAGUAGUAGUGAUAUUAAAACAUAAAAAUAUGAAAAGUCAUACAGUUAAUUUCUUUUCUUUUUUUUAACCUUUUAGUCAGUAAGUUGAAGUUGAGAGUUGGAGUGUAUAUUUGAUUAGUUCUGCAGUUCCUGUACGCGUGUUUUUGCAGGAUGUGAAAGUUUCUGUUUUUUGGGUAGAACUGUUUGGAACAGUGUGAUGAUGAUGAUGAUUUUUCAAUGGAAACUGCAUCCAGCUGCAGCAUCAACAUCAUUAAACUUUGAGUUUCAGUGUUCCUACA
This is a messenger RNA of Astyanax mexicanus (Mexican tetra), 4349 nucleotides long. It is a transcript of the gene dcaf5, whose product is annotated as ddb1 and cul4 associated factor 5. Gene Ontology annotation, molecular function: protein binding. Bases 652 to 3006 code for a protein of 784 amino acids. Lineage: Eukaryota; Metazoa; Chordata; Actinopteri; Characiformes; Acestrorhamphidae. The record is from RefSeq and is a predicted model, not a curated record. The transcript is spliced from 8 exons. Gene Ontology annotation, cellular component: cytoplasm; Cul4-RING E3 ubiquitin ligase complex. Gene Ontology annotation, biological process: negative regulation of fatty acid biosynthetic process.